CAUGCGACUAUGCAAUGAUGAUUUCGCCCCUACGCAGUUCGUAGAAAUGUUCAUUUAAUGAUCAUUUCCUCAACUUGGGGUUAGUCCGUUUAAAGUCAGUGCAUCGACUAACAUUAGCCAUUUAGUGGCGGGGAAGGGAAGGGUCGUUACAACGACAUUUAAAUAACCAAAAUACUCUCGACGUCAAAGACUGGAAUAGCAAGCUCGCAGCACUGUUGUGUUCUGUUAGCCUGUUAGCUAGCCAGUGCUAGCUAUAGAGCUGGUUAGCUGACUAGCCUGCUCAUGCAGUACGUUUGUUUUUCUCGGUUGGCCCUGGUCGAUGUCACCCUGGCUACAUCGAACUAACGUUACUUUAUACGUUUAUUGUUGUUCCCAUUUAUGGAAAUGGAAUACAAUGGUGGUGUUACGGGUGCGGUCUUGGUCAGUGGAAGUAAUGUCCCUGCAUUCCUAACGAAACUUUGGACUUUGGUGGAAGAUCCAGAGACAGACCCUCUCAUUUGCUGGAGUCCGAGUGGAAACAGCUUCCAUGUGUUUGACCAAGGAAGAUUCUCUAAAGAAGUACUUCCAAAAUACUUCAAGCAUAAUAACAUGGCCAGCUUUGUCCGCCAGCUUAAUAUGUAUGGUUUCCGCAAGGUGGUCCACAUUGAGCAGGGCGGCUUGGUGAAGCCAGAGAAAGAUGACACAGAAUUUCAGCAUCCCUACUUCAUCAGAGGCCAGGAGCUCCUACUCGAGAAUAUCAAGAGAAAGGUCACCAAUGUCUCAAAUAUUAAACACGAGGACCUCAAACUCGGCCAAGACGGUGUCUCCAAACUACUCAGUGAUGUACAGCUUAUGAGGGGAAAGCAGGAAGCCAUGGAUUCCAAGAUCAGUGCUAUGAAGCAUGAGAACGAGGCUCUCUGGAGGGAGGUGGCCACCUUGAGGCAGAAGCAUGCCCAGCAGCAGAAAGUCGUCAACAAGCUCAUCCAGUUUCUGAUCACCCUGGUGCAGUCCAACCGAGCUCUAGGAAUGAAGCGGAAAAUCCCCCUGAUGCUGAAUGACAGCAGCUCGGCCCACUCCAUGCCCAAAUUCAGCCGGCAGUACUCCUUAGAACACCUGCAGGGUUCUCCCGCGUUCUCGUCCCCGUCGCCGGCUUACACGGGAGCGAGCCUCUUCCCCUCCGACUCGCCCGUAAAAUCGGGCCCGAUCAUUUCUGACGUCACGGACCUGGCACAGACAAGCCCUGCCGAAGUCGCCUGUGAUUGGACGGAGGACAGGCGGAGCCCCCUGGUGCACAUAAAGGAGGAGCCGGGAAGCCCCCCCGAAAGUCCCGAGGUGGAGGAAGUGCUGUGCACGGCAGCCGACACCCCCCUGUCGCCCACCACCUUCAUCAACUCCAUCCUGCAGGACAACGAGCCGGCCGCCUCCGCCCAGAAGUGUCUCAGCCUCGCCUGCCUUGAGAAUGCUCCACCGAUGUCAGAAGUCUCUUAUGUUUGCCCAAGCCUUCCCUCCACCUCUUCUCAUCCCAGACCACUACCAGGGUCAGAACUGUCCGAUCAUUUGGAAGGCAUCGACUCCGGAUUGGAAAACCUCCAGACAAUCAUAAACGGGCAGUCUAUCAAUUUCGAUUCUUCGCACCUUUUUGAUGUGUUCAGCUCCUCGUUAUCGAACUCCGAUUUCAGUUUACCGGAUUUGGACAACAGCCUCGCCAGCAUCCAAGACCUGCUCAUACAAGACCAGAAGUCAAAUGAAGCAAACGAAAACACAACAGAUGCUGGGAAGCAGCUGGUCCAGUACUCGUCACAGCAGGUCCUCCUGGCAGACCCCAUCAGCGUGGACAACAGCGGGGAAGACCUCCCCAUUCUGCUGGAACUGGAAGGGGACUCCUACUUUAACGACGACUCGGAGGACCCUACCAUUUCGCUCCUGUCCAGCGAAUACCACGCACACGACACAGAAGAACCCAAGCUAUCAUAAACGCUUACAGGCUUUUAACGUUUUUUUUUGGUUUUGUUUUUUCAAUGGAUGUACAGCUGUGUUUAUUGUUCCACUUUUAUUUUGGGGUUGUUAUGAAUGGGUGAAAUUGUGUUGCGGUUCGGGGUGAAUUGCACAUAUUUUUGAGGGGAGGGAACACUGAGAAUUCAGGCAGUCGGCUUUCUGUUACAAGUUGAUGGUAAAAGCAGGUUGGGAUAUUGAGCAAAACAUUCUUAAUAUCCAAAAUGUGGGUUUAUCUGUAUCGGUUAUACGCGCAACUUUUAAAUUGAUCCUCAAUCAAAUAAAUUCAAGCAAUACUAAAAAGUCGUUCUUGCAUAAUCAAUCUGUUUUUUACAAAAACAUUUUUAGCUAAUGCCUAAAUGUGUAUGAUUUAGGACGCAUUAAAAAUGAAUCUCUCUGAAAUUCAGUUUGAAAGCUGAGGGAAGUGCAUUGGCGUUGGUCUGAAUCUGGGCUGUACAAUCAGAAAUAUAUUUUCCUGUUCUGGUAAACAUUAGCCAUACAGAAGGAUUUGGCUGGUUUUUUUCUGGAAUGUUCUGUAUUGUUGCCUCCUGGCUUUAGAGCAGCUCUUUAAUCAUAUAUUUUUAACAGAUAGGCUUGAGCUUUGUGCUGUACAUAGCUUGUGUAAUACGAAUUUUAGACUCAUAAUAUUUAUACGUUUCCCUAAGAUGAUACAGAAUCCUGGAAAUGGUGCGUUGGUUUUAGAAUAUCAAUUAUGUUGACUUGCAAAAAGAGAGCAUGGGUCUUUGAUUUACAUUUUCCCCCAAAGAAAAUAUGUGUUCGAACCAUUAAUACAGUAAAGAAUUUUGUAUUUGUUAUUCAUAAUACUGCCAAGAUUACAGUCUAGCUACCAUUUCUUUCUGUUUAGUUUGUUUUGUUUUUAUUGAACUAAACCAUACCUUUGGUUAAAUGCUUGUAAUCUUGAGUGUAAAUUGCAAUAGUUGUCUUUUUAUAAAAGGAUAUCUGCCUUUUAUUGCAUUGGCUCAUUUGAUUUAAAAAGUCAGAUUAAAAGUACACGGCCAAAAUAGACGAUAUUGAAAGGUUUCUGUAUGUAUGUACACUUUAGAUGCACUUAGGUGCAUACAUUUUAAUGGUUAAAAGCCACUUUAAGAAAUAGCCACCAUUUUUCCCUGUCAACAUAUACAUGGCAGCAUAUUCUGUUUUAUGGAUUGUUUUUUGGAAAAAUAAAGAUCCAGAAAGAACUCUGUAUUUUUUACGAGUCAUUUGGAAAUGGCUUACUCUACUGAAAGGGGGCUUUGUCAUUAUUUACAUUUCAGGUUUAACUGAAGGAAAAAAAAACCUUUUUCAUAAAUGUUACUAGGUUAUUUCAAAGUUUUGGGUUUUUUUAAAUAUAUAAUGUGUGUGCACUCUAAAUACAAACGUUUUGAUUCAGUUACACGGUUUUUGGUUUCACUCUGUAUUCCAGCAUACUGGAUUUGAAAAGGAAAUGGCAGACUGUCAGCUUUUGGGGGUAUCUACAUCUAUAUCAGGUGAUGCAUCUAGGGGCACUAUGUAUUCUACCACAAUCUUAAACUAUUGAUCUUAAACAUUUGUCUGAAGUUCGUGACCCAUAGACAUCACCCAACGCUGGGCAGCUGCCCUGGUGAUGGUUUCCCAGGCUUGUACUGCAGCCGUUUUCAGUUCUUGUUUGUUGUAGAGUUGUUUUGCCUUCAGUCUUUUCUUCAGCAAGUGGAACACUGUUCAGUUGGAUUUAGUACGAGUGAUUCACUUGGCCAGCCAGGAGUGUUCCACUUUGGCCCUGAGAAGCUCAUUGGUUGCUCCAGCAGUGUUUGGGGUCAUUGUCCUGCUGUGAGGUGUAGCACUGUCCAAUGAAUUUUGAGGCAUUUGGUUGGAACUGACUUUUUAGCAAACAUACCUUUGAAAGUAUUUUUGGUUAUCCAUUCCAGUUGUCUUCUGUGGUCAUCCAGGUCAUCUUUGCAAUGUAUCAAACGGUUAAUUUUGACACACCCGAUGUCUCUGAUUAGUUUAUUCUCAUUGUUCAGCCUCGUGAUGGUCUGUUUUACUGGCAUUGACAUUAUUAUACAAAUGCCAGAAUGCAAAUUCCACAUAUGGAAUCAACCCUAAUUAACUAAUAAUGCAAAGACACGCUGCUGGCCAAGAAAUGGCUGAGCAAUUGUCCAUUUACUUUUGUUUCCUUGAAAUGGGUGCACUAUGUAUGAACCCAAUAACCCAAUCCAACAUGGAUUGCCCAAUAUGGAUGAAAAUACCCUCAAAUUGUCUGAUAAUACUGAUAUUCAUUGUUUUAUUUCAAAUCCAGUUUGUACAGAGCCCAAACAACAGGAAUUCUCGCUAUACCAAUAUGUUUGCAUUUAACUAUAUAUUGGCAUACUGCAUUGCUAUGCAUUGCUGUGUGCAAGGGUGUUACCAAUUCCGGAAAGUGUUGAAUUUGUAAGCUUUUAUUUUUUAUGCUGAAGAGUGCCGAGUUGUUUAUUUCUAUGUCUGCUAGAUGAACUUUAACAUUCUUUUCAAAACCAAAAUUAUUAGUUUGACAAAUGUCACUGUGUGAAAAUUCCUGUAUGAAAAUAUUUUGUGCAUCAGGAUGGCACCUUGUUUUUGGCAUGUUUUGUCACAGAUUUAUCAUGGUUAUUUUAAAAUGUGCAAAUACAAGCUUUGGCAAAUAUAAAAACAAAA
This is a messenger RNA of Conger conger (European conger), 4620 nucleotides long. RefSeq names its product heat shock transcription factor 1 (gene hsf1). The record is from RefSeq and is a predicted model, not a curated record. Bases 379 to 1953 code for a protein of 524 amino acids. Gene Ontology annotation, molecular function: sequence-specific DNA binding; DNA-binding transcription factor activity. Gene Ontology annotation, biological process: regulation of DNA-templated transcription. The transcript is spliced from 14 exons. Lineage: Eukaryota; Metazoa; Chordata; Actinopteri; Anguilliformes; Congridae.